Molecule: messenger RNA, 4997 nt
Organism: Strigops habroptila (Kakapo)
Lineage: Eukaryota; Metazoa; Chordata; Aves; Psittaciformes; Psittacidae
Gene: CHMP1B
Product: charged multivesicular body protein 1B
Exons: 8
Coding region: 770-1396 (208 amino acids)
Biological process (GO): late endosome to vacuole transport; protein transport; endosome transport via multivesicular body sorting pathway
Cellular component (GO): ESCRT III complex; multivesicular body
Source: RefSeq, a predicted model, not a curated record
CGGUGACACCGAGGGACAGCCCGGUCUCUGCGGCAGGAAAGCGAUUUAUAGGGCUCAGUAGUGCAAAUUGUGCACCGAGGACACCUGACAUAGUGUGUGUGUACGGACUGGACUGAUGUCUGCCCCAAACAGCGACUGCUGUUGGCAGAACAAACCUGUCUGUGCCUCUUGGUGUUGAGAAGUUGCGCACAGGGAAAAUCCUUAAGGGUAAAUUUAAACGUUCUUGCUGUAUAAAACUGUCUUAAUGCUCCGGGGCAAAAAAAAAAGCCUUAAAAGUUACGGAGGUCUCCGUAGGGUUGAAAUAUGCUGGCAAGUGCUCGGCGUUGCUGUUGUUAUGGUAGGGCCUGAUGGAGAGCUGGAGCAGGUGACUGUGAGUCAUGGUUAAUGGUGGAAGUUCAAGUUCAGUUUCACUUCAGUUGUGGGGCGUUGAGAAAGAUGCUUCAAGGGAGGAGCGAGUGUGUGCUCCUGGUGGGAGGGGAGAGCUGUGGAGGUGGGAGGGUGAGCAAACGCCAAAGGUUAAUGCCCCAAGUGAGUAACUGAGGAAGUUGUUUCCAGGUAAACUGUUCUGAAAUGCUGAUUCAAUGCAGUUGGUGUAAAUAGGUGGUGUCGUGUUUUACCCAGUUUUUCUGGUCUCUGACUGAAGUAUACUUGGUUGAACAACUUAAAGGUGUUUUCCUGUUUGGUAAAUGACGUGAUCCGUGGCUCAGGGCGAUACACUUAUUGCUGCUGAAAGGGGUGGAGACCUAGGUUUUAAAGCAAAGAAACUGAAAUGCAAACAGCAAUUCUAGUGUUCCUGGUAGCUGCCUUAACAGAACAUCUGUUUAAUUUGAAGUUUGCUGCAAAGGAGCUCAACAGGAACUCAAAAAAAUGCGACAAAGAAGAAAAGGCUGAGAAAGCUAAAAUUAAGAAGGCAAUUCAGAAGGGUAACAUGGAAGUUGCACGGAUACAUGCAGAAAAUGCAAUCCGACAGAAGAAUCAAGCCAUCAAUUUCUUGCGCAUGAGUGCCAGGGUAGAUGCUGUAGCAGCAAGAGUUCAGACUGCAGUGACAAUGGGCAAGGUAACAAAGUCAAUGGCAGGGGUAGUUAAAUCUAUGGAUGCCACACUGAAGAGCAUGAACUUGGAAAAGAUAUCUGCACUAAUGGAUAAAUUUGAGCAUCAGUUUGAAACACUAGAUGUUCAGACACAACAGAUGGAAGACACAAUGAGCAACACUACUACACUAACAACGCCACAAAACCAAGUGGAUAUGCUUCUACAGGAAAUGGCAGAUGAAGCAGGUCUUGAUCUGAACAUGGAACUACCUCAAGGACAGACAGGUUCUGUUGGUACAAGCGUUGCCUCAGCAGAACAGGAUGAGCUGUCACAGAGACUGGCCCGCCUACGUGAUCAAGUUUAAGUUAAACAAAGCUGCAGUUCUUUGUACAUGCUUUCAAAACACCCUGUCUGUAACUGUUCCUUCACUACACGAGAGGUGUAUACAGUAUGGCUUAGGUAUUUGUAUACUUGUAAUAUAGGGUUCUUCACUCCUAGCUUGCUACUGUUUCUAAAAUUCAUUAAGUAACCCAAAUCUAUCAGCUCUUUAAUGUCCUUUUCUGUACAUUUUGAAGUUGAUAUAUUUUUUGCAAGCUUUUCUCACAAAAUCAAGUUGAUAUUCUAAGCCAGCUCGUAAUUUUGGUACAUUCUAGCAAAAGGAAAAGCAGAGUGUCAUUGAUAUAGAUUUUAAAUUAUGAAGUGAUUUUUUUUUUUUUAAAUUAUGAGAACUGUUUAUGGUUGGAGAACUGAUGUAUUCAGUUCAGAUGAUAGUUGUAGUUAACUUUCUUACACAGCCAAACUCCUGGAACAUGCAAAGGUGGACAGCACAGACUUCGUGGAAAAUAUGCUUGUUAAAGUGGACUUUGAGUCUUUUAGUCCUUUAAAGCUAGGGUAAUUGUGCUGAAAUGAAUGGUUUAGUUCAAAAAUUAGUUACUAAAAGCUGUUUUAAUAUAAUUGGGAAUUUGUACAGUGUCAUCGCUUCAGUACAGGAGGAAUAAAAUAUAUUUUUCAACUCUGUCAGUUCUGUUAAAUGUUGCAGCUUGCUUGUUGAAAAAUGUCAAGUGCUAUAGCUUCUCCGUUUUGCUUUCUUCUCAGCAUUCUGGGGUGCAGCCAGUUAUGCCACUCACACCUCUGUUCUAUCAACAUCUAGUUCCUGCUCUCUGUUUUUAUAGAUUCAAGCUGAGAAGCCUGAUAUGAAAUAACUAAAGCCUGCUUUUCUCCAUUCCUUCUUACUGUCUUUGCUUUUAAUCUUGUCGGUUCUUUAUACAUAAGGACAAGUCUUGUGAUCAUAUUCUAAUACCUCAAUUUUUGAGGUAUUCUACGCUUCAGUGUUCUUCCAUACAUGAAAAAUGCAGAAGUGCUCUUCCCCAGGUUCAAAUCUUCAGUCCUCCUUCAGCACUUGGGGUCCAACCCUGUCUUCUCCAACUGGGUGCUCCAUUAGAUCAGCUUUUCCUCCUCUCCACCUCGCAUCAGGUGAGAUGUGGGUGAAUGGCACAGGCCAGCUCGGUUGAAGGGGGUGAGGUUGCAUUAAGAGCAGCUACUUCAAUUUUUGAGGUUUAAUGUUGCUCUCUGUAGGUAACGUCAUUUGUAGUAUUGUGGUUGUAUGGAGAAGCUAAUUUGUUUUAGUGAUACCUUUGUAUUUCUACACAAGAAGAGAAUCUACUGGCUUCUUUCAAUAGCUUCCAGCUCUUGCUGCAGUUAUGAAUAAGUGGUUGUAGAAAUCUGUAGCUGAGACUACUUGUGAUGUGUUGUGAUAAACAGUGAUGCUAAAAUUAUCUUUCUGACUUUUGAGGCUCUUUGUUUUAUCUCUGUAGGGGUGAGGGAAAGUGUGAAGCACUAAACUUGGAAUUAGUUCUUAAUUCGCUGGUGUUCAGGAUCAGGUGAAAUUCCCUGUGUUGGGGAAGUAUUUAAGAAAAAAACCCCAUACUUGCUUUUUCAGUCAAGCAGGAUUUUUUCAGUGAAAAUGUGCAAAAAUGGUAAAAUAUUUCAGAGCAGUUUCAAACUAUGUUUUGAAUGUGUUACGCAAAUUGUUCUGAAGGUUUAGCGGGAUGUUACGUGCUGAAGUAUUCAAGGCUACUGUAAAAGGAUAAGGAAACUAAAAUAGACAAAACAACCUAAAAUGCUGUGGGAUUCUCUCUCACACUGGCAGCCUAAACUAAAACAAUUUGUUUAAAAUGUGGUCCUUUCACUUGUUUACAUUUCUUUUCAGUGCAGCUUUCUUUUAAAUGCCUUGAAUGUUUCUCCUGUAAAUAGGAGAAAGUGGAAGAUGUUUAAAAACGAUGUACUCACAGCUGUAAUCUUGGUGAAAUCCUUUCAAAUUAUUAAUAAAACAUCGUAGGAAAGGGGCUAUAUACUACAUUUAUUUUUUUCCCCAAGCUCCUUCUGAACACUACAACAAAACCAUAGCGGUGUAUCUAUGCAACCAGGUUACCCCCAACUGGGUAACUGCUUGUGUGUGUGCCUUUGCCUUGCUGAACUUCAUUUAUUUUUUUUUUUUUUUUUGUUACUCAGUUACUUCAUCUCGUGAGAGGAUUGGAAGCUCACUAUUGUGUAAUAACAACUCCACACCUCAGUUCACUUUGUGGUUGCUUGUGGAUGGUGCUGUACUAUGAAAUCCUGAGGUUUUCACUGCUUAAUAUUAGACGGCUUCAGCUCGCUUGUCAGGCUCAUGUUAAUGUUAAAGCUUAUGCUGCUGUUAGACUGUUCCUGGCUGUUCUUAACCUGUUUGAGGGGGCAGACAGCAAUUCUGGGGUUCUAUGUAGUUAAUUUUCUGAGUAUGUUGCCUUGCCAUGAGCCUUGGGGCUUUGGGGGAGUUUAAAAAUAGAGGGAGAUGAGACUGAUCAGACUGCUGCAAGGUAAAUAUUAAAUAAGCUUCAUUAUCUUACUGGCUAUACACAGCCUCUUUUGUAGUUUUGAUCUUAUUCCAGGCUUACGAAUCCCAGUACCAGAAUAAAUUUCCAGUAUCCUUCAAAGGGAUUGACAAGUGAACAUACAUGCUUGGCUGACAUAAUUCACCUUUCCUCGGCAGGACUAUGAUGCGAAGAGGUAGGCAGGCUUAGGUGACUGAGGAAAGAAAUAACGUCUUUGAAACAAUGCAUUUUUGCCCUGCUGACUUCACUCGAGAAUUACUGCGUAUUUCAGCAGCGCCAGGGUUUUGUGCUGGCUGCUUCUGUGUGUAGAACUCCUGCCCUCUCCUGGGGAAAACCGUUUCUCUUUAGAAGCACUUGUAUCUGUUGGCAUUCUGGAAGUUUUAACAUUUACUUUGUGAAUGUGUAUUUUUUUUCCUCAAGUCUUUUGGAAAUGCUUGAAACUGAAAGUUACUCUUAGAGCAAUAUUUGAGUUUCAUAUCCUUCCUCCAUUCAGGCUGUCCUCAAAACAAUUGCUCUUUUAUGACAGCCCUGGCUUCUCACUCCUGUGUUUCUUGUAAGUUGUCUGUCUGUGUUUGUAGAAGUUCAUUUCAUGUUAAAUAAAUAAUAUGCACUUUUAUGUAACCUUACUACCAGAUAAUAUUUCAAUAUUUGUGCUUAUGAGCAGACACAUCUAAAGUGAAACAUUGCUUGAAAUGUUGAAAGAUGGUUUUACUUGAUGUUUUUUUCCCUUGGUUCCUAAAACUGGUAGUGUGUGGUAGCAUUAGUCUUUGUUCAUUUGAAUUCCAAAAUGAAAAGCCAUGAAGAGCUUCAGAUGAAAGAAGGGAGGAAAAGAACAACUUGAACUUUCUUGAUUGCUAUGGGACAAAAAUGAUCAAGUUGCCUUUGUGGAGAUCCUCAGAGCCAAAAAAUAGUUACAUUUUGUUAAAUAUAAUUAGCAGUUGCGUACAGAAAUAAACUCUGAAGCUGGUGACAUGUAUAGAGAGGAGAAUAAUUUUUGUAGCUCUGGUAGAGUUCAUUUUGAAAACUGCUUUACUUGUAUGGGACAAUUUGUAAAUGUAACUGCAAGUGGUUAAUAAAAUUGUACAUACAACUUCA